AUGUCUUCCCUCUUCGGCGGCACCACCACCGCCGCGCCAGCAGCCUCCUCAGCUCCAGCAAAUGCCAGCGUCUUCGGAAAUGGUACGCUUCUCCCACAACAGAACCAGCAACCGACACACGUCGGCCCAAAUGGCGCCGCACCGCAGCCAGCGUACUUCGAUGCUCUGCUACAGCGAGGAAGGAAGAGGCAGACGGAAGAACGAGGAGGCGCGCUUGGCGAUCUACCACAGCUUCAACUGGGACUGCAGGACAUAUCGCGGAAAGUGAGGAACCUUGGGCAGGGAGGGCCGUCAGCUGGCCUGGCGAGGAGUGGGAAUGCCAGGGCUCACUAUGUCCUGUCGGCAUCAGGGGUAAACACGGGACAGGCCCUGCGCGACCUCAAUGAUCUAGCUACAACCACGACCUCAUCUCAGGCGGCAGCAAACCAGCUUGCGGCAGCCGACCCGACUGGAGUGAAGCAGACGCUUGCGCAGCAGUACCAGAAUGACUUCCAGAAGAUGGUGGACAGCCAUGUACAGAAGGCGCAAGACGACUUCAACCGGAUGAUUGACGACAAGCUGCACGGAGUGGAUUGGGAUGCGCAUCGCCAGCGCAUAUACGAGCACUUCGGAUUGAAGAAGCCGCAAGAUCCAACAGACCCCACGGCGAGCACGAACGCCAGCUUUGGCCGUUCGUCGCGCUUCCAGGGCCGAUACGGUGCAUCCACGGCCAACAGCGCUUUCGAUGUCAACAUGACCAGGUCGAUCAUUGGCACGCCAGGUCCGAACGGCGUGCGCAAGAGUGUUUUUGGCGAUGUGGCAGACAAAAUGCCCGUGGAAGGCAUCCGACCUGCGCCGGAAGACAGAGGAAUGCGCUUGAAGCAGGAAAAGUACAUUGAGCGGGUGAAGGAGCUCAAUGUCGCAAGACUGCAACAAAAGGCAUACCCGAUUCUGCACAAGUUUUCUGAGGUUGAAGCUGAGCCGUCCAACGACGACACCUCGAUGCUGGUCCACGCCUAUAAAGCGCUUAUGAAGAUGAUCGGGGAGGACCCAACCGUUGAGAACCUCUCGGAUCCAGCAGCGGUCAAGGAGCGCCAGUUCGCAACAGCCUAUCUCGACGAGAAUACAGCCUCUGCGCCAGCAAUUCGCAUACGAAAGCGCAUCAUCAACGGAUCGCGCAGCUUUCUGGAGGGCCUGUUCUACGCCCAGCUCGAAGCCACCGUGACUAAGAGUCCCAAGGAGGCCAACAUCGGUGGCGUACCAACGGCGCUUGCGAAGGUCAAGGGCUACGUGCGCGUGAGGGCUUCGAGGAAGGAAUUAGGCCCAGAGCCUGAGAAGCUCCAGUUGCUUAAUGGUGACUACUGCUGGCCCAUCAUCUUCUACCUUCUGCGCUCUGGUUUGUAUCAGGAAGCACUGGACUACCUGGACGAGAACACUGCAGCUUUCCGACAGAUCGACCGCUCGUUCGUCCGCUACCUUCGUGCUUUCGUCGCCAGCAACGAACAUCGCCUUCCACCGGAUAUGCAGACGGCGAUCAACAAUGAGUACUCUGCUCGUACUCGCCUGGCGCCAGAAGAAGUCGACCCAUACCGCAUGGCAUGCUGCAAGGUGCUUGGACGUUGCGAGCUGCAGAAGCGUAGUCUUGAUCGCAUCACCAGUGACAUGAUGGACUGGAUCUGGCUGCAAUUUGCGCUUGCUCGGGAGUAUAGCCGAGUGGACGAGUUCGCGCACGAAGCGUUUGGUCUGGAGGAGCUACGAACAUCAAUCAAAGAGAUUGGCGAGAGGUACUUUGGUCCGGGCAGCGAUGUUGCGAAUGCACCGACUACGCUCUUCUUCAUGCAGAUCCUGGCGGGCAUGUUUGAGAAGGCAGUCGCGGAUCUGUACCCGCAUGGCUAUGUUUCAGCAGUGCACUUCGCCAUCGCGCUGGACUUUUACGGUUUGCUGAGGGUGGCCGACGUCAGCAACAACGAGGACCUGCUGUCUAAUACCAGCCGGCAACAAGCUCAGCUUGCGUUCGGAAGCAUGAUCGGGCUCUACACUCGCGACUUCAGGACUGCGGAUGCCACGGCUGCAGUGGACUACCUCACGCUGAUCUGCUUGAAUGGUGACAUGACCGGCGACCUUGGGAAGAAACAGCGCGAGCUCUGCUACCAGGCGCUCAACGAAGUCGUACUGGAAACGCGAGAAUUCGCGCAGCUUCUAGGCGACAUGCGCGCCGACGGCCAACGCAUCAAGGGCGCCGUAGAGCAGCGACUGAAACUCAUCGGCCUGGACAACGAGCGCGAGUUCCUCAAGAACAUCACCAUGGUCGCCGCCCGUACCGCCGACGAGCACAGCCGCGUGACCGACGCAGCCCUCCUCUUCCACCUCGCCGAAGACUACGACAAAGUGCUCCAAGUCGUCAACGAAGCCGUCUCCCGCGCCCUCACCACCGAACUCGGCGAACAGCCCGCCCGCCUCGACCCCCUCAAGCCCCGCAACGAAUCCCAAGACCCCAACCAACCCCAAACCACCUCCGACCCGCAAUCCAGCCUCUCCCUCACCGCCGUCGACGACCCCAUCGACCUCGCCGACGGCUUACUAAAACUCUACCAGUCCAGCCCAACAUACUACACCCGCAUCCGCGAAUCCACCUCGGACUCCACCACGCUCCUCCUACACCUCGCCUCCGCGCGCUCCGCCCUUGAAAGCCGCGACUGGAGCGCCACCAUCGACCUCAUCACCACGUCCCGCCUGCUCCCGACCACCACCAGCGGUUCUCUCCCCGCGAUCCGCUCGUCAGCGAACGCGUUCCACGACCUCCCCGCCGUCGUGGCACGCACGGUCGGGCACGCGAUGUUGUGGACUGUAGUCGCGUGUUCGAACAACGUGGAUCGGUUGAGGCAGGCGGACUAUGAGUUGGGGAAUUCGCGGGAGGCGAUCGUGAGGUGUGUGCAGGUUGCGAGGGAUGUGAUGGUUUUCGCGGGUUUGAUACGGUUUAAAUUGCCGGGGAGGGUUUGGGAUGCUGUUGUCAGGGUUGGGGGGGAUCUUGGUGCGUAG
Saxophila tyrrhenica is the source of this 3018-nucleotide messenger RNA. It is a transcript of the gene NIC96, whose product is annotated as nuclear pore complex subunit. Gene Ontology annotation, cellular component: nuclear pore. The transcript has a single exon. The record is from RefSeq and is a predicted model, not a curated record. Gene Ontology annotation, biological process: poly(A)+ mRNA export from nucleus; protein import into nucleus. Bases 1 to 3018 code for a protein of 1005 amino acids. Gene Ontology annotation, molecular function: structural constituent of nuclear pore. Lineage: Eukaryota; Fungi; Ascomycota; Dothideomycetes; Mycosphaerellales; Extremaceae.